Messenger RNA from Tilletiopsis washingtonensis, 6447 nucleotides. RefSeq lists its product as hypothetical. Lineage: Eukaryota; Fungi; Basidiomycota; Exobasidiomycetes; Entylomatales. The record is from RefSeq and is a predicted model, not a curated record. The annotation marks the transcript as partial. The transcript has 4 exons.
AUGCGCUUCACUGUCCCGCUCCUGCUGGCGGCCUCGGCCGCCGCCUCCGUGUCGGCAACGCCGCUCAACAACGUCGCUCGCGAGAUCGAGGAGAACCAGGUGGCGGUCAUGAUCGCGCGCGACGCUGCUACUGCCAAGAACAACGGCACCUCCACCGCGCCCAAGACCAACGGCACCUCCACCGCGCCCAAGACCAACGGCACCUCGGGCCAGGCCAAGACCAACGCCAGCUCGGGCCAGGCCAAGACCAACGCCAGCUCAGGCCAGGCCAAGACCAACGUCAGCUCGGGCCAGGCCAAGACCAACGGCACGGCCCACGCUGCUGUGAAGCAGACGGUCAAGGCGCAGACCAACGGCACGCACGUCGCUCCGAAGCACACGACCAAGGCGCAGAAUGCCACCGCCCACACGCCUGCCAAGGCCAAGCAGCCGGCGCCCGCUCCUGCCCACAAGGCGAGCGCCUACCAGGCCAAGCUCCCGCGCGACGAGCCCACGGCCGAGGAGCUGGCGGCCCGUGACGACGACGUCGAGGUGCUCGAGCAGCGCGACCCCAAGAAGGGCUACCAGAAGCUGCCCAAGGAGAACCCGACGGGCAAGUCGUCCGGCUUCAAGAAGGCCGGGCAGGUCUUCAAGGGCUUCCUCGGCUUUGGCAAGAAGACGCGCCGCGAGCUCGACGAGACGGAGUUCAUGCUGCGCCAGGCUGUGCACGAGGAGCUUCUGCAGCGCGACCCCAUGGAGGAGCGCAAGAAGAAGCUGCUCAAGGGCUCGGCCAAGGCCAUCGGCAAGGGCGCGUACAAGGAGGCCAAGUCCCAGGCAGAAGAGGCAUGGGACAUGGCUGAGCGCGACGUCCUCGACGAGGCCGAGCUCAUGCCCCGCGAGCUGGCGGAACGCGAGCUCGACGACUCUCACUCGCUCGACGCGCGCGGCGGCAAGACGACGGCUGCCAAGUACGUUGUGGCCGGCGCUUCCAUCAUCGGCGGGGGCAUUGGCCUCGCCAAGCUCGCCGAACACUACAAGCUAGGUGACAAGACGCGCCGCGACAUCGACGAGCUCGAGGAGCUCCUGCAGCGCGGCAAGGAGUUCACCAAGGCCGACGUGGAGCAGAUGCAGCACCAGCUCGACCUCGCCAGCGAGAAGCUCGCCCAGCUGCUUCGCGACGCCGACGACCACGCAGAGCUCCUGCAGCGCGGCAAGGAGUUCACCAAGGCCGACGUGGAGCAGAUGCAGCACCAGCUCGACCUCGCCAGCGAGAAGCUCGCCCAGCUCCCUCGCGACGUCGUCGAUCAGCUCGUGCAGCGCAAGAACGCACCCACUCAAGCCGACGUCAAGCAGAUGCAGCACAAGCUCAACGUCGUCAGCUACCAGGUCGCCCACAUGCGCCGCGACGCCGCCGACGAGGCGGUGCUGCAGCGCGACCCCGGCUACAUCCACGAUGUCGUCCACAACACGUGGAACGCGGCAGCGCUGGCGGCAGGCCACACGCCGUUCAGAAGCGCAGACCGCGCGGCCCAGAAGGCGGCCCAGGCUGGUCGCCGCAGCGACGACGCGCUCGAGCAGCGCGACCCAGGCCACAUCCACGACUUCGUUCACAAGACGUGGGACAAGGCAACGUCGGCGGCCAGCUACCCCACGUUCGCCGACCAGGAUCGCCAGGCCCAGCACAAGGCGUCUCAGGCCCUGCCCCACCGCCGCAGCGAGGACGCGCUCCUGGAGCGCGACCCCAACGCGAUCAAGGACGCCGGCGUGCGCGCCGCCAAGGCUGCUGCUCAGGGCGCCAUCAAGUCGGUCCAACACGACCUGAACGUCAUCAGCUACAACCUCUCGCAUCGCCGCGACGAGGAGGGCAACGACGAGCUCGUGCAGCGCGACCCCAACGCGAUCAAGGAUGCCGGCACCCGCGCCGCCAAGGCUGCUGCUCAGGGCGCCAUCAAGUCCGUGCAGCACGACCUCAACGUCAUCAGCUACAACCUCUCCCACCGUCGUGGCGAGGAUGACGAGCAGCUGCUGCAGCGCGAGCCGAGCAUCGAGAGCGCCGCGAAGGGGGCUGCCGUCCGCGCCGGCAAGGGCGCAGCGCAAGGCGCCAUCAAGUCCGUGCAGCACGACCUCAACGUGGUGAGCUACAACAUCGGACACCGCAGCGAGGACGGCGACGAGCUCCUGUCGCGCGAGCCGAGCGUCGAGAGCGCCGCCAAGGACGCCGCCGUCCGCGCGGGCAAGGGCGCGGCGCAGGGCGCGAUCAAGUCGGUCCAACACGACCUGAACACGCUCAGCAACAAGAUCGGCCACCGCAGCGAGGCGGAGAGCGUCGAUGAGCGUGGCUUCUUCAGCGACGCCAAGGACAAGUACAUCGACCGCUACCGCGAGCAGCCGCAGCCGGAGUCCCUGCGCCGUGAUGACGAGCUCGAGAUGCGUAGCCCCGGAGCGGGCAAGAUCUUCGCGCUCGGCUCUGCGGGAGCCGUCGCGCUCGUCGGCGGCGGCAUGCUGACUGCCAGCCUCGUGAAGGACUACAAGAACGCCCACAAGCACCGUCGCGACCUCGUCGACGAGGAGGAGCUGCUGCAGCGCGAGCCGGGCUACGUCCACGACGUCUUCCACAACUCGGCCCACGCUGCCCACGUCGCCGCUGCCCACACGACGGCGGCAGCUCUGCGCAAGGCCGCCCACGCCAUGGACCGUGUCCAACGCCGCGAGGGCGAGGACGUCGAGUUCGAGGCGCGCGAGCCCGGCUACAUCCACGACGUGGUGCACAACACGGCGCACGAGGCCCACCGUGCGGCCGCCCUCACCGCGAUGCACUACGAGGCCAAGGCGCAGCAGAAGCUCGACAGCCUCAACAACACGAGCCGCCGCAGCGAGAUCGAGCAGCGCGACCCGGGCUACAUCCACGACGUGGUCCACAACACGGCGCACGAGGCCCACCGCGCCGCUGCUCUGACCACGAUGCGCUACCAGGCCAAGGCGCAGCAGAAGCUCGACAGUCUCAACAACACGAGCCGCCGCCGCGCCGAGCUGCAGGAGCGCGAGCCCCGCUACCCUAAGGGCAUGAACGCCGGCGCUCAGUUCAUCGCCGACACGCACCACCAGGCGCACGGCAGCACGGCGGAGCGGCGCGACGAGGCCGAGCUGCAGUUGCGUGACCCCCGCUAUCCCAAGGGCAUGAACGCCGGCGCGCAGUGGAGCGCCAACCGGUACCACCAGGCGCACGGCAACACGCUGGCCGAGCGCGACGAGGAGGACCUCGAGCAGCGCGGCCUGAAGGGCGGCCUGGCGGUCUUCGCUGGCGCUACGACGCUCGUCGGCGGCGGUGCCGGCCUCGGCGCUUGGCUGGACAGCAAGAACAAGCACAAGCGCGGUCUUGCUGACGCCGAGCUGCUGCAGGAGCGCGACUUUGCCGAUGCCGAGCUGCAGGCCCGGAUGAGCAAAGGCCGCAUGGCCGCGAUCGCUGCUGGCAGCGUCCUGGCGACAGGCGCUACCGCCGGCCUCGGCUACGGCGCCACCAAGCUCGUGAACGCCUUCAAGCACCGCGACCUCGACGAGCUGUCCGAGCGCGACGUCUUCGAGCUCGAUGCGCGCGACCUCGCCGACGAGCAUGAUCUGCAGGUGCGUGCCGGCGGCGAUGGCGAGCUGCAGACGCGCGAACUCGCCGAGCUGCUGGAGCGGGGCCCCACCCUCGGGGGAAAGCUCCUGGCUGGCAUGACCGGCAUAGGGGCGGUCACCGCGGUCGGCUUCGGCGCCAAGGCCCUUGCGGACUCGUACCGCCAGAAGAAGAACGGCAAGCGCGAUCUUCUGGAGGGCGAGGAGGAUCUGCAGGUGCGUGCUGACGGCCAGCUGCAGGAGCGCGGGGCCGGAGCGCUCGUGGCUGCCGGUGUUCUCCAGGUCACCGCCAUGGGCGGCAUCGGCGGCUACCUCCAUCACAAGCACGUGAUCCGCGAUCUCGAUGCUGAGGAGGCGCUGCAGGUCCGUGCCGCUGCCGACGGCGAGCUGCAGGAGCGCAGCAAGAAGCAGAUCGCGAAGAUUGUGGCUGGCGUCGUGGGCGCCGGCGCCGUCGUCGGCACGGGCUUUGGCAUUCAGGCCUGGAGAAACGCUCACCACCAGCGCGAUCUGCCUGCUGACCAGCAACUGCUGCAGGUGCGUGCUGCUACGGAUGGCGAGCUGGUGGAGCGCGGUCCGAAGAACGGCAACAAGGGCAACGCCGCCACGGCCGCCGCGAGCUCCCUGAUCACUGUGGGGAGCACGCUCGCGACAAAGGCGUACCGGAACAUGCACGGUCGUGACCUCGAGGCUGACGAGGAAGCACUGCAGGCGCGCGACCCGCUCAUCGGCCAGCUCUCCGCCGACGACGCCCGCUACUUCGCCGAUGCCCACUACGACGGCGUGGAGCCGGCCGGCCACCUCGACGCGCGCGACCCGCUCCUCGGCAAGGCGCUCCUCGCCGGCGGCGGCUUCCUGCUCGGCAAGCACUACGCCGACAAGCACAAGCAGCAGCAGCAGCAGCCCACGGGCGCGACCGGCUCCGUCCACAUGGUGGCUCGCGACCCGAUCAGCGGCAAGAAGAUCGUCAAGUACGCCGUUGUGGGCACUGCGGCCAAGCUCGUCGUCGGCACGGCCGCCUGGCGUGCCUACCAGAACCACAAGGCGCAGCAGGACGGCACCGCGCCAGCUCAGCGUCGCGAGCUCAUCGGCGACGAGGAGGACUCGCAGGUGCGCGACCCGUUCUUCACCAAGGGCGCGGUCAAGGAUCUCACCAAGUUCGCAAACUCGAGAGUCGACGCCAUGAAGACCGCGGCUGCCAAUCACCGCCGCGACCUCGGCGACGACGAGCAGGACCUCGACGCCCGCAGCCCUGAGCCAUUCUGGGGCAAGGCGGCCCUCGCCGGCGGCGCGCUCUACGCCUACCACAAGCACCAGCAGCACCAAGCCGCGGCAGCUGCCGCUCCAGCGCCAGCUGCCGCUCCGGCGCAACGCGAUGUGCACGACGACGAGCAGGCCCUCGACGCCCGCAGCCCUGAGCCAUUCUGGGGCAAGGCGGCCCUCGCCGGCGGUGGUCUGUACCUCUACCACAAGCACAAGCAGGCGCAGGCGGCGGCAGCCCCUGCUCCCGCGGAGCGCGACCUUGGCGACGACGAGCAGGCCCUUCAAGCUCGCGACCCGUUCUGGGGCAAGGCUGCGCUCGCUGGCGGUGGUCUGUACCUCUACCACAAGCACAAGCAGGCGCAGGCGGCUGCUGCUGCUCCGGCUGCUCCGGCGGAGCGCAACGUCGACGCGGAUCUGCAGGCUCGCGACCCCUUCUGGGGCAAGGCGGCCCUCGCCGGUGGUGGUCUGUACCUCUACCACAAGCACAAGCAGGCGCAGGCUGCCGCGGCGGCUCCGGCCCCGGCGCAGCGUGAUGUCGAGGGCGACGAGGACCUCCAGGCCCGCGAGCCCUUCUGGGUCUCCGCGCUCGCCCCUGCCGUCAGUGGGCGCGACGUCGAGGAGGUUCACGCUCGCGACCCCUUCUGGGUCUCCGCGCUCGCUCCUGCCGUCAACGGACGCGACGUGAGCCACGAGGACCUCCAGGCUCGCGACCCCUUCUGGGUCUCGGCUCUCGCUCCUGCCGUCAACGGACGCGACGUGAGCCACGAGGAUCUCGAGGCCCGCGACCCGUUCUGGGUGUCCGCCCUCGCGCCGGCCAUCAAUGGGCGCGACGAGGACGUCCAGGCUCGCGACCCCUUCUGGGUCUCGGCCCUUGCUCCCGCCGUCAGCGGCCGCGACGUGCCCACGACCGUCGGCGAUCUGCAGUACGUCGCCAAUCGCGAGGCUUCCGACGACGUGCACGCAGAGAAGCGCUCGCUCGAUGACAUCCAGGUGCGUGGCGUGAUGGCGACGGCGAGCAAGUACAUCGCCGGCAAGCUGGCGAAGCCGCUGUACCACAUGUAUGCGAAGCUAAACGACCGCGCUCAGGACGACGAGCUCGCUGCUCGCGGCAAGUGGAAGGACGCCUUUACGAUCAAGAAGUGGGCCAACCAGCGCCGCUCGCUCGACGAGGACGAGCUCGACGCGCGCAACAUCUUCCAGGACGCCUGCCACAAGACGGAGCAGGUCUACGACAACCACGGCCCAGGCCACGCGCCACAGCGCCGCUCGCUGGACGAGGACGAGACCGCCCCGCGCAACGUCUUCCACGAUGUCCACCAGUGGGCCGAGGGCACGCGGGAGAAGUGGCACCUCACCACGACGCGCCGCUCGCCGGAUGAGACAGAGGUGCGUGGUCUGGGCCGGUGGGUUGGCAAGAAGACCAGCAAGGCGACGAAGCACGAGCAGCCGUGGCAGGCGUCGCUGCGCCGCUCGCCCGACGGGGCAGAGGUGCGUGGGCUGGGCAAGUGGAUCGGCAAGAAGAUCGGCCAGGCAAUCAAGCACGAGGCGCCAUUCCACGGCGGCUACUUCUCGCGCCGCGCCGACACGCACGCC